AACCCUAAUCUAAAACCAAUCUCACUCAGAAACAAAAAAAAAAAUCAACCGCUCUUAAAAACUUCAACCGCUCUAAAAAAAUCAGAAAAAAUGAGAGAAUGCAUUUCAAUCCACAUCGGCCAAGCUGGAAUCCAAGUUGGUAACUCCUGCUGGGAGCUCUACUGCCUUGAACAUGGGAUUCAGCCUGAUGGACAAAUGCCGAGUGACAAAACAGUUGGCGGCGGAGAUGACGCUUUCAACACAUUUUUCAGCGAAACCGGCGCCGGAAAGCAUGUCCCACGCGCUGUUUUUCUAGAUCUGGAACCUACUGUUAUCGAUGAAGUUCGAACUGGGACUUAUCGCCAAUUGUUUCACCCUGAACAGCUUAUUAGCGGCAAAGAAGACGCCGCCAAUAACUUUGCUAGAGGCCACUACACAAUUGGGAAGGAGAUUGUGGACUUGUGUUUGGACAGGAUUAGGAAGCUGGCGGAUAACUGUACUGGGCUACAAGGGUUUUUGGUGUUUCAUGCUGUGGGUGGUGGAACUGGGUCUGGUCUUGGUUCGUUGCUUUUAGAGAGAUUAUCCGUUGAUUAUGGAAAGAAAUCGAAGCUCGGUUUCACUGUUUAUCCUUCGCCUCAGGUUUCGACCUCUGUUGUUGAGCCUUAUAACAGUGUGUUGUCUACUCAUUCGCUUUUAGAGCACACUGAUGUGUCUGUGCUGCUUGAUAAUGAGGCUAUCUAUGAUAUUUGUCGGAGAUCUCUUGAUAUUGAGAGACCCACUUACACCAAUCUCAACAGGCUCAUUUCUCAGGUUAUUUCCUCACUAACAGCAUCUCUUCGAUUUGAUGGAGCAUUGAAUGUGGAUGUAACAGAGUUCCAAACCAAUUUAGUCCCAUACCCACGAAUCCAUUUCAUGCUUUCUUCAUAUGCACCAGUUAUCUCAGCAGAGAAAGCAUACCAUGAACAGCUCUCAGUAUCAGAAAUAACAAACACAGCUUUCGAACCCUCGUCAAUGAUGGCGAAAUGUGAUCCACGCCAUGGGAAGUACAUGGCAUGUUGUUUGAUGUACAGAGGAGAUGUGGUGCCAAAGGAUGUGAAUGCAGCAGUAGCAUCAAUCAAAACCAAAAGGACUAUUCAGUUUGUGGAUUGGUGUCCAACUGGAUUCAAAUGCGGGAUCAAUUAUCAGCCUCCAACUGUUGUUCCAGGCGGAGAUUUGGCAAAAGUGCAACGAGCAGUGUGCAUGAUUUCAAAUUCGACUAGUGUUGCUGAAGUGUUUUCGAGGAUUGACCAUAAGUUUGAUCUUAUGUAUGCGAAGCGAGCUUUUGUGCAUUGGUAUGUUGGUGAGGGCAUGGAGGAGGGUGAAUUUUCUGAAGCUAGAGAGGAUUUGGCAGCGCUUGAGAAGGAUUAUGAAGAAGUUGGUGCAGAAUCUGCUGAAGGAGAUGAUGAUGAAGGUGAUGACUAUUAGGUUUUUCUGUUAUGUUUUUGUUGCCAAUGGACUUAUUGGUCGGUUUGCUAUAUGAACUUGUAGUUUAUCAGUAUCUUUAACUAUGUUGUUUACUUUCUAAAAAUCUAUGAAGCUUGCCUUUACAGUUAAUGAAGAUGUUGGCAGUUUACAGUA
Messenger RNA from Mercurialis annua (annual mercury), 1596 nucleotides. Its product is annotated as tubulin alpha chain-like. Gene Ontology annotation, cellular component: microtubule; cytoplasm. The record is from RefSeq and is a predicted model, not a curated record. Gene Ontology annotation, biological process: microtubule cytoskeleton organization; mitotic cell cycle. NCBI's taxonomy places the organism in Eukaryota, Viridiplantae, Streptophyta, Magnoliopsida, Malpighiales, Euphorbiaceae. Bases 91 to 1443 code for a protein of 450 amino acids. Gene Ontology annotation, molecular function: GTP binding; structural constituent of cytoskeleton. The transcript is spliced from 4 exons.